Molecule: messenger RNA, 2155 nt
Organism: Linum trigynum
Lineage: Eukaryota; Viridiplantae; Streptophyta; Magnoliopsida; Malpighiales; Linaceae
Source: the annotation of a GenBank genome assembly
GGAUGCUAUACACAUGUGUUCACAUUUAUUAAUUAAUAUGAAUUUAAAUUAAAAUAAUUGUUACUAACUAUUAUAAUUACAGUAAGAUCCACUAUUUUUUUUAUAUGAGUCGUACAGACCUUCCUUUUUUUAAUUCCGACUUUCUUAAUUCAACAUCGGCAGAUCGGAUCCUCUCGCUCUUCCCUACCGACAGUGGAAGAAAAAAUUGAAAAAGAAAGAUCCAAACAUCGAUGUUACGGCUUGCAAUAAACGGAUUAGUGUUCUCAGUCUCGUCUAAUGGUUCACUCUUCUCCACGAUGAAAUCGUUGCCGAGCGCAGCCCGAUUGCUCCUCUCCGCUUGGACCUCUCAGAUCCCACCGACUUCGCUUGCCAGGCGUACUUUCAGAGCAUUUGCCUGCCGGACAGUGUGGAUGAAGAGUACGUGGCCAGCCAGACGCGGGCUGCUCUCCUCCGUUCGGAAUGGAGGAUCCUCAACCACCUGAUGUGCACUUCUUACACACCCAGCCAGGGCUCGUCCAACCGGGUCACACUCCGGACUCUUUGGUUGUUGCAUGCGAUGGGUCGUUCUGAGGAUACCAUCCAGCUGGGCUCUGUGCUUGCCCGGACGUUCACUAAGGCAGCCAUCAGCACGACUCGCAGCCUCGUUUGUGGCCCGGUGAUCACCGCCUUUGCCCGCAACUACGGGGUGGACUACACAGGGAUGACAUUGGUCCGCGGACCAACCCCACUCGGCGAGCCUACUCUCCGCCACCAGCACUUGGUUGCUCGCCACGGGCGUGUGCGCUGGAUCGUGGGCCUUCCUCAGCCACCUAUACCUGCAGAAGGCGACCAGGCCGAGUCGAGCGCCGCUGGUGGGCGCCGCGUUCCCCUUCGUGCCCAGGCUCCCGCGAGCCCCUCUCCUGCUCCCCGGUCUCCUUCUCCAGGGUCACCUCCUCCAGUGGUGGUGCCCAUCUCCGACCAGCUGGAGGCGAUCUCGCAGCAGAAUGAGCGCAUCCUGGCCGGCUAGGAGCGCAUCCACACCCGCCUUGAUCGUGAGCGGGACCGAGGGCGUCGUCUCAUGUCGGGGCAGCACUACAUCAUGUCCUACUUGGGCUUGGACCCGAACGCGGUCCACUACCCGUUCGUGCAGUCCCCAGGGUUCGAGGAUGAGUACCCUCCACCCACCGGCGAUGGUGGUGAUACCUUCUAGAGCGGGUUUUGUGCUUCCUUUGUUUUCCAGACUGAGACUCCGUGUUUUGUGGUAUUGUUUUUUUUAUCUUGGAUUGUAGACUUGGUACUCUGAUUCCUAUCACCCAGUGUGUGUGUUUUUGUUGUCUCUAGCUCUGUGCCUCCUUCUUUUGACUGGUCCGCCAUCCAGUCAACGUUCCUGACCACUGUUUCACGGUAACAUCGUUCCCCUUCUCUCUGCUCCAUUGAGGACAUUGUCGCGUUUAAGUGUGGGGGGGUUCUUUGUAUGAAUUGGAACGUAUUUAUGUGUGCUUGGAGCCUAGUCCACUGUCCAAAUCUUGAGAUUUGAGGGCUCCAAGCACGGCUGUUUGCUUGAUGAUUGAUCGUAUUGGCACUGUGGAUGUGAUUAGUGAAUUGAAUGGCUUUUGACUUGAUACAUGACAACUUGAGUGUGACUUAGACAACUUAUUGUGAUGACUGAGAUGUGCACUAGAAUUGUGUAGGGGUUCAGUUUUUCAACUGUCUGCUCACCAAAUGUGACUUGGUUUGAUCACUUGCUUUUGACAGCCAUUUAUGCAUCUAGUUCAGGGAAUCAGAAUGAGAGAUAGAGCAUAUAGGUAGCCAUGUGAGAUUUGAGCAUGCUCGUUUCUUUCUUGUGCGAUAGUUCCCUCUUCCAUGAUGUGCAGCAUUCACGUUGUCAUUAGCUAAGAUGAUGGAGGCAUAGGAUUAGCCCACAACCAAAUUGACUGUCCUGGUGUGUCAUACCCCUAGUCAGCCCCUUUGAGCCGUGUGUUUUCUUUCUUUCGGUCUUCAAUGAAAAGUCACCCUUUUGCAUCUUUUAGAAGGUUCCACAGAGUGAUUUUUACAUGUUCCCUGCUGUUUCUGCUAAAUGUAAUGUGAGGGUUGGAGGUAGUGCUUAAAAGUUGGGCAGGUGUUUGAAAUGUGCAGAGGCGGUGGUUCUCUUAUGAAAUGAAAAACAUAAUGAGAA